AUGGAAGUGAUGCCGGCGGCCCUGGUGAUCUCCCUGCUGGUCUUGACCUACCUCGUCUUCGCCUGCGGUGUGGUCCUCAUCGUGCGGUUCCACCUCCGCGGGACCUCUACCCUCACCAUGGGUCCGGGGGCUGGGAACGGGGCAGGAGCGGUACGGGGCGGUGUUUUCCGGCCAGUUUUCGGGCAUGACGGACCUAUCCGGGAGCGUAUCCCUGCACGUAUCAUUUGCCGACACCGAGGUACAAGAGUCUCUGCCCGACCCGGCCACAGUGGACAUCGCUUUGGAGGCGUGUGCGUGGCGGGGGUGACGGCGGAGGUAGGCGAGAGCAGUACCCAGGCGGAGCUAGAGUGGGGUACCUGCGAGGGUGGUUGGCAGCCUGUGCUAUUCCAGGAGAACAUCUCUGCUCGAGUCCGCAGCCUUCCCGAAAACCGAGCGUACGCCCUGUUCAACUUCCACCAGAACCAGGACACCAUCCGGGGGCAAGCUCUCGUUCGGCAGUAUCGAGUUCAGGUUGACUUUGUUUCGACCACCACCAGCUCUAGCAGCACCGGCGACAGCAGCGGCAGCGCCGAGAGGUCUUUCAGCUGGGUGCGCGAGGCUAGGUGGUCGCUUGAGUACGAAACCGGCGCGACGACGGAGUGGGCGAAGAUUAUUCUCGCAGUCGUGCUGUUGUGCUGGCUGCCCGUAUGGCUGGCGUGGUGCUGGGCUGUUUUCUACAGGUCUGCGGAGGGGGGGUUCAAGAACGCCUUGCACGAGCGGAGAUGGCUGGAGUUAAUUGGUCUCUCGGUGGUAUUAUACCUAAAUCCCAUCAAAGUGGUCGGCAACUUCGUCGCCCCUGGGUCCGCGUCGUGGGGCCUUGCCAGCGAGAUGUCUCUCAGCGUCGCUGAGGCUAUGCUUCUGGUGGUGACCCUCUGUAUCGCCGACGGGGUGGGUAGGGACAGGGUGGGUGGCGGCUCUCUUGGCUUCUACCUCCUCAAGGUGGUGUUUGGCGUUUGGACCAUGGCGUGUAUGCUACUGGUUGACCGCGCGAGCUUCCCCACCGUCAUAGGGAUAGACCGCGGCUCGUUGCUGGCGGUGCAGAACUGGCCUGAAUCCCAGCAACAAGCGUUCGAAUUGGUGGCAUCCGCGCGCAUCUUCAUGGUGAUGCUGUGGGCGGUGUGGAUGUUGUGUCGCAUGUACGUCUCGGGCUGCCUCUUGAGGAAACUACCGUACGUGCCGAAUCGAUACCAGCAGCUAUCCUACCGGUUCUUUGGCCUUCAGGCUAUUUUGCUGGGUAUCGUGUACACGACGUUCACACUCUGGCGGCUGAUCGACAUCCUCGACGACGACAUGGACGGAAACACCUUCGCCGCCCAACUCAUGCUGUUCGUCAGGACCAGACAGGACCACCUGGGCUCGGUGUCGAUCUUGUGUGCGUACGCCCUGCAGCUGUUUCUGCUCUUCCUGCCCUCGUCGUUCAAAGAGUCCAAGCUCUUCAGGAAUAUAUCUGUGCGCUUCGUCUUCUUCGAAGAACAACUGCCGAUCGCCAUGCGGAAGAGCAGGGACGGCGGGGUCGAUGCUACCGCCGGUGGUGGCCAGGCGAGGGCGAAAGGCCCCACUUGCCAGGGCGGGGCCUUGAACCCGGGGGAACACGCAAAAACAUCCCCGGGGGACGUCGGGAAGGAGGACGAGGACGAGAAACCUGUAUUCUGCGUAGAGACGGCCGCGUGGCUCUUGGAGUUGGCGUGGGAGGCCUACGCCGAUCCGAUAGGAUUCAAGAACCCCCACAACUACCAUAUCCGGGUUCAGAGGUUAGCGAGGAUGGGGUUCGAGCUGGUGCGGCACAUUCACAACGUCGACCACGACACGAACUGUUUCAUUCUCAAGGACGUGCCGAGAGGGACGGAGUUCAACUUGAACCAUAUGAUGCCCACCGGCCGAGAGCACGAGGCGACGAAGGUACUAGAUGAAGAUAUCGACAUCCAGGCGGCGAAGUCAUUGCACGGCGUCGUGGCGCACAUGGCGUCUGCGAGAGAAGAGUUCAGAGAGCAGCCGCGAGACGGAAAUCGCUGGGACUUCGCCGACCACGCGAAGGGUACCACCGGUACCGAGGGGGCUGGCUCUGAGCCUACGUCCGCGGGGGUCUCUUCUUCUGUGGGGGGCACGGUGUCAGGGGCGACGGGAGAUCACGAUCAGGCCGGUGCUGCUGGUACGGCUGCUGCUGAAGGAUGUGACGGAGUCGGUGUGGCGCCAAGCGAAGGAGGGGGCGUCGCCAGCGCGUCACGUCCGUCAUUUCCGUCUCCCUCUCCCGCCGUCCCUCACCCAAGAGGCUUUCCGCGCAGCGGGUUGAUCUCGAGCGUGGGGAAUCUCGGCCCUCCGCGGCUUGUGGGUAGCAACUCCAUGUCGCUGGUGAGCGACAUCGAGCAGGGGAAGAGAAAAGGGCUCCGACGAGGGAAUCCCAACGGCACAGCCGCCGCCGUCGAGGGGGAGGGGGGGCGUCGCGGUGGCAGGAUCAAAGGGGGCGGGACAAGGUCGAGACCCACAGUGAGGUUCGAAGGAGGAAUAGAACUGCUUAGCGGGGGUGGCGACGGGGGAGGGGAAGCCCAGGGUGGUCGCGGGCGUUCUGCGUACUCGCUCACCGGACGGUCGGCAUCGUUUGACGAUGCCGCGAUACUAGAGGCUGGAGACAGGGAACAGGCCGCACGCUCGAGGAACGGGGAGGGGCGAGGAGGGGGGCGGUCGUCGUGGCGGAUGGGAGUGGUAGGGACUCGGCUACCUUCCGCAGGAGGGAGCUGGCGAGGAGUUCCGGGCGAAUCACCCGGCGCGAUUGGAGGACCGAGUCCGGAAUACGUUGGGCCAGCGGAACACUUGGUCCGAGGCAGGAGAACGGUGUUUGACAUGCUGAGGGAGGCGGCCAGGCGGGCGAUGGAGGCCGUAGACAAGGCUGCCCACGCGAUGGGCAUCAACCGAAUCCCCUUCCUGAGGCAGUGCCUGUGGGGGCAGGUGCACACGGGCUUCUGGGACGCCUACGAGGGUGUGCGGGGAGAACUCCACGCUUGCAUUCGGGAGACGGUAAUCGACUGGAUACUCAGCCAGGACAACCCUCCAGACAUUACGGUUUUUGUGACGGGGCACUCCAUGGGCGGCGCCUUGGCUACGCACUGCUCGAUGGACCUCAAGCUGUACACUAUCGACAAGAUACAGGCCCGCCUAGGUAACUUCAUGCACGUGCGGCGGACGUUGAUGCAGAAAGUGGCGGGUUCGCCUCCCCGCAAUCAUCAGCAGCAGGCACCUGAUGGUAAUAACGCCGGGGGCAAGGUACAUGAGAACGGUCCCGGUCGUGGUACCAGGGGCGGACGAACGGGCAAGCCGGGCCCCCCGAUGGACGACUCGUGGGCAUUGCCACGGCCUCCAUUAUCAUCAUCAUCGCCGACGUUACCCGGCAAGGGAGACCUCAAUGCGGCGGCGGCGGCGGCGGCGGUGGCGGGUGGAGCGGCUGCUAUGGGAGGGGGGGGGCAAGGCAACAACCCGCGGGAAGGGCUGGCGGGAAACCUGAGCAGGCGCUUCCAGGCGAAGCGCGGGACCUCCGCGAAAGUAGGAGGGGCCGCGACUCGUCGUGAAAGCCGUGGCGAUCACUGCGAUGGCGCCUGCUCCGUCUCCUCUGGGAACAGCAACGAUCGCGAGCCGCACGAUGGCACGAACGUCCUCAGCAGGAUGGUGUCGCGUUUCACCACCGUCGCGAGCUCGUUCGAUCCCCGGAACCUUAUCAACAAUCCCACACUGCGACAUUCAUUUUGGGGCCGUGAGGAACACGGCAGCGGGAAGGUGGACGGGGAUGGAAGGGGCGAGGCGGAAGAGGUCCCUCUUACCCCAAAAGUCGAGUUGCGCAUGUAUUCGUUCGGGGCGCCCCGCGCAGGGAACUCGAUUUUCGCCGCCCGUUGCGACGAAGUGGUGCCCGACAGCUUCCGAGUGGUAGUCGACGGUGACCCGGUCCCUGGAAUCCCUAGCUGGCGGUACGCCCAUGCGGGCACCCAGGCAUUGAUCGACGGUCGCGGGAGGGGAAGCUUGAUCAUUGACCCGAGCUUCGUUGAGAAGAGAUUUUUCGCUCGGUCCAAGCGCCACGUGCUCUCCCACCUCGUCCACGCGUACCAAGCGGGACUAAGGGGCAACCUGUUGCAGGCGGUGCCCCCCGAGCUCCAAGGUAGCGUGCCAGCUCAUUGGCCGUACGGAAUCAAGGAUAACAGCAGCAGCGACCCCUCUUCUGAUGGCGGUGCCAACGAUAACGGUGGCACCAAUGCGAAGGAACGGAAGCAGGACGUUGAGGACGUCGGGGGAGAAGCGGAUACGAACACGGACAGCGAGGGGGAGGGGGCUCUGCCGUCUUCGUCGAUGUUGGUGAGGCAGGACAUCAUGGCUCAACAGGCGGUGAAAGCUCUAAAGAGAGCGGACAAGCUUAAUCGCGGGCAGUCGUUCCGGCUAGUCGCUAGGUCAGUUUCCAGCCUAUCGCUGCGACCGACCACUCCCACUUCCGCAGCGGGUGCUGGUGAGGGUGGAGGCGAUGGUGAAACCGGUAAACCUGUGGGGACGGCGAGAGACGGGCUACAACACACAGCUCCCCAAGCCGGCGGUGAUGGUAUUAUCGGUCUUGCAGAAGGGAGCAAACCGGUUGCUCCGUCUCUGGCGUAG
Ectocarpus siliculosus is the source of this 4665-nucleotide messenger RNA. The record is from the annotation of a GenBank genome assembly. NCBI's taxonomy places the organism in Eukaryota, Phaeophyceae, Ectocarpales, Ectocarpaceae.